AUGGACAAUUUGCUACUCCUCUUUGUCUUUUUCCUUCUCUUUUCAUCUGUUUAUGCAAACUAUGAUUGCCCUCCGGAUUCCACUUGUGGAAAUAAUCGUUUUGACAUCCGAUUUCCUUUUGGAUUACAAGGGCCACAAAAUCUUCGACAUUGUACAUAUCCUGGUUUCAACCUAAAAUGCAACAAUCGAGGCAGAGCAACUCUAAAUGUUCCAGGUGCAGGGAAUUUCUAUGUAAGAGAUAUCGACUACCUGACACAAGAAAUUCAACUCUACGAUCCAUUUAAUUGCCUCCCAAAACGGCUUACUGAGUUUCAAAUUCCUUCUUCUUCUCCCUUCAGGGCUGUCUACUAUCGAAAUUAUACUUUCUUGACUUGUUCGACAGAUUUGGUCACGUCUCGUAUCAAUGUUAUUGGUUGUAUGAGUAAUUCUACUAUAUCCACUUUGGCUACUUCUUCAAUGAGUCUUGCAAGAGAAAUGAUAAGUUUGUAUAACUGCAGUGUAAAUAGCACUUUGUCUCUUCCUUCCUCGUGGACUUCCGAAUAUGAGCCAGUUUUUUCAAGUGACCUCAAUAAUGAUCUUGUGUUAACAUGGGAUGAACCAAACUGCCAAAAUUGUGAAGCGAAACGAGAUCAUUGUGGGUUUAAGAAUGCAACUACUGGAGAAGUUCGAUGCUUUGAUGCUCCUGGAACAGGCAGUACAAAAAUUAUGAAAAUUUUCCGAAUUGUUGCACUAGCCUUAGUGAUACCAGCCAUCACAUGUUCAAUGGCUAUGACAUUUUACAUCUGUUAUGAGCAAAGCCGAGAGAGCCGGCAAGCGGCCGCUACUCUCCCGAACACUACUGCCGGUGGAGCAGCCGUAGUACCACAUGAACCGGAAACGACUAUCGGCCUUGACGACUCAACGAUCGAAUCGUACACAAAAGUUGUCCUAGGAGAAAGUAGGAGAGUUCCAGGGCCAAAUCAUGGAACUUGUCCAAUUUGUUUGGCAGACUACCAUCCGAAAGAGACGGUGAGAUGCAUACCUGAAUGUGAACAUUGCUUCCAUGCUGAAUGCAUUGAUGCAUGGUUAAAGAUUAAUGGUACUUGUCCUGUUUGUAGAAAUAAUCCUUCCCCUGUUCAUGUUAAUUCUUCAUAG
Molecule: messenger RNA, 1134 nt
Organism: Capsicum annuum
Lineage: Eukaryota; Viridiplantae; Streptophyta; Magnoliopsida; Solanales; Solanaceae
Product: putative RING-H2 finger protein ATL21A
Exons: 2
Coding region: 1-1134 (377 amino acids)
Molecular function (GO): polysaccharide binding
Source: RefSeq, a predicted model, not a curated record